This is a messenger RNA of Drosophila melanogaster (fruit fly), 3299 nucleotides long. RefSeq lists its product as uncharacterized. The record is from RefSeq and is marked reviewed. The coding region runs from base 395 to 475 and encodes 26 amino acids. Lineage: Eukaryota; Metazoa; Arthropoda; Insecta; Diptera; Drosophilidae. The transcript is spliced from 6 exons.
UCAGUUAUAAUUUCGUCGCUCUAACCGCCAACACGGUCCGACGGCUGAACGUGGAGACGUGUUUUUAGUUUACCAAUAGACCGUAGUCAACUGCUCGUUUGUUUUUACCAAAAACCGAAUGGCUUUAGUUUGAUUGCUUAAUUCAUUUUCAAAUAUCGAUCUGAUUGGAUUCAGUCCACCUUGAAGUUGGGUUCGAUUUAAUAGCCCACGCGAUUGCAUUUCAAACAAGCCGAAGGCUUGUCAGCACCACUUGAACGAACGUGUGGGUGGUUGGUUUUCUUUUUUUUUUUUUAUAUAUAAUCUGGAACAUUUUCGACAACUUCUCGGGUGCGAAGCUACAUAGUGGCAUUGGUUUUGAUGUGGCCGACACGCGUUUCCCCAACAGCCGGAGCACAUGUGCGGGUUACAUUUUAGGACGCGUAACAGCCCGUCUCAGAAGACGUCCCUCCGCUGGGGCGACUGCUGUCUAGCCUAGUCUAGUCUAGUGUUCCGACCGCCAUUCGUGUUCCUUGGCCGGAGACCUCAUCCUCGAGUUCGAUUCCCUCGCGACUCACUGCGUUCAAGCUAGUACUACUACGGGGCAGCCCGCAUCCACCAAGAGCCCGUUUGGAACAGGAAAUGUUGCAUAAGUCGAGGCGCAUUUGAUUGGCGCGCUUCUUUGAUUGUCGUCGCUAAGCUCCACAAUCGAAAAUUGGCGUCCGCUUGAACUUGGCGCACAAAUCGCAAGACAGAGCUAGAAGGUCAACCCCAUUUUGAGAGUAUUUGGUUACAGCAGCGCGUGGAGAACCUUAAGUUUCGUAGCCAAGGACACGACUGAACUGCAAGGAUGAUCAAUAUCGCUGGCGUGGUGAGCAUCGUGCUCUUCUACCUCCUGAUCCUGGUCGUUGGCAUUUGGGCCGGUCGCAAGAAGCAGUCCGGCAAUGAUUCGGAGGAGGAGGUCAUGCUGGCCGGACGCUCCAUCGGCCUCUUCGUGGGCAUCUUCACCAUGACGGCCACCUGGGUGGGUGGCGGCUACAUCAACGGCACGGCGGAGGCUAUAUACACAUCGGGUCUGGUGUGGUGCCAGGCUCCAUUUGGAUACGCUCUAAGCUUGGUAUUUGGUGGCAUCUUCUUUGCCAAUCCCAUGCGCAAGCAGGGUUACAUCACCAUGUUGGAUCCGUUGCAGGAUUCCUUUGGUGAGCGGAUGGGAGGAUUGCUCUUCCUGCCCGCUCUAUGCGGUGAGGUCUUUUGGGCAGCCGGCAUCCUGGCUGCACUUGGCGCCACUCUAUCGGUGAUCAUCGACAUGGAUCACCGCACCUCGGUGAUCCUGUCCUCCUGCAUCGCCAUCUUCUACACACUGUUCGGUGGACUGUACUCCGUGGCGUAUACGGACGUGAUCCAGUUGUUCUGCAUCUUCAUCGGUCUGUGGAUGUGCAUUCCCUUCGCCUGGAGCAACGAGCACGUGGGCAGCCUGAGUGACCUGGAGGUGGAUUGGAUUGGGCACGUGGAGCCUAAAAAGCAUUGGCUGUACAUAGACUACGGCUUGCUGCUCGUCUUUGGUGGCAUUCCCUGGCAGGUCUACUUCCAGCGGGUGCUGUCCAGCAAAACGGCAGGAAGGGCCCAGCUUCUGUCCUAUGUUGCAGCCGCCGGAUGCAUUUUGAUGGCCAUUCCCCCGGUGCUCAUCGGAGCGAUUGCCAAGGCUACACCUUGGAACGAGACAGAUUACAAGGGACCCUAUCCCCUGACCGUGGACGAGACGAGCAUGAUUCUGCCCAUGGUGCUGCAGUACCUCACGCCUGACUUCGUGUCCUUCUUUGGAUUGGGCGCUGUUUCCGCCGCCGUGAUGUCCUCCGCCGACUCCUCGGUGCUCUCCGCCGCCUCCAUGUUCGCUCGGAACGUGUACAAAUUGAUUUUCCGUCAGAAGGCGUCCGAGAUGGAAAUCAUUUGGGUGAUGCGAGUCGCCAUCAUUGUGGUGGGCAUCCUGGCUACCAUCAUGGCCCUCACCAUUCCCUCCAUCUACGGUUUGUGGUCCAUGUGCUCGGAUCUGGUCUACGUCAUUCUGUUCCCGCAGCUACUGAUGGUGGUGCACUUCAAGAAGCACUGCAACACGUACGGCAGCCUGUCGGCAUACAUUGUGGCCCUGGCCAUCCGACUGUCGGGCGGUGAGGCCAUCUUGGGACUGGCUCCAUUGAUCAAGUAUCCCGGCUACGACGAGGAGACCAAGGAGCAGAUGUUCCCCUUCCGCACCAUGGCCAUGCUGCUCAGCCUGGUCACGCUCAUCUCGGUCUCCUGGUGGACUAAAAUGAUGUUUGAGUCCGGCAAGUUGCCGCCCAGCUACGACUACUUCCGCUGUGUGGUCAAUAUUCCGGAGGAUGUGCAGCGUGUGGGCGAUCCCUCGGAGUCGGGUGAGCAGCUAUCCGUGAUGGCUGGACCGCUGGCCCGAUCCUACGGAGCGGCCACCAUGGCGGGCAAGGAUGAGCGCAAUGGCCGCAUCAAUCCCGCCCUGGAAUCGGACGACGAUCUGCCGGUGGCGGAGGCACGUCGCAUCAACCAGGAGACGGCGCAGGCGCAGGUCAAAAAGAUGCUGGAUAACGCCACUGGGGUGAAGCCGUCGGGCGGAGGCGGUGGUCACCUCCAGAGCCAAAGCGGGAUGGCCAUGCCCACGGCGGAGCAGGACAAUACGGCCUUCUGAGCGGAGUAGCGGAGAAUCCCAUGGCAUCUGGGCAGCUGAAUGCCCGAAAAUAGGCUGCAGUUGAUACCAGAGAAUUAUCCGAUUUUAUGUUGCGCUUGUUAGGGGGACACAAAUGGGGGGAAGUUGGGGUCAUCAGAUCGUGGAAUGGAGUACAGAAAGUAUUAGGAAACGUACGUUAAACACACAAGUGCUCAGGUAAAAAUUGCAGAAAGCUGAUCGUAAGGUUUACAUUUUCAUUUAGCCAACUUAUUGUGUAUAGUUUCUACAAGCUUAAAGCGUUGUUCUAUCGGUAUUCAUUUUGAUGUUAGAGUAUCUAUCUAUGUGUAAAUGUUCACAAGUCAAUUGACGACGAAUACAUAUCAAUUGCAUUUUCCUAGCCCGAGAAUUGCCUAGGAACACGUAUUAACCCAAAAGGAGUUAGCCCAGUUAAAGUGGCUAUGGAUUAAGAUGUAUGUAUAACCAAAGUGACGAGCAUUUGAGCAAUAUGAAUUGGCAUUCCUGGCAUUAGCAUAUCGAUCAUAUAUACUAUACUAUAUAGAUGCAUAAAAUGUGAAUCAUGUGUCCUUCCAGAACGAACAAAGCUAAGCAAAACUAACUAACUAACAAACCAAUGCAAACGAAACAUAUC